Molecule: messenger RNA, 1207 nt
Organism: Cladophialophora immunda
Lineage: Eukaryota; Fungi; Ascomycota; Eurotiomycetes; Chaetothyriales; Herpotrichiellaceae
Exons: 1
Coding region: 683-1132 (149 amino acids)
Source: RefSeq, a predicted model, not a curated record
GCCUUCAAUCUCAGUGUCUUAGGUGUGCCCUGCCUUUUGCCACUCAGUGCCCAUUAUUAACUGUGACUAACCUGAACUACCUCAACCACCACUCAUUGAACUUUCUUCUCCAAAUGCUUGAUCCGAAGUUCUGAUGCGCGUCCGCUAGGACAGCCUCAACAUCCGGACAUGCGCACAAUCUUCCAAUGCUACCACAAAUCCCUCAAGCUCUAUGCUUCAUCUGAAGUUUGAUACCCUGCUGCUUAAGUUCCCCUCUACCCGGAUCUGCGAAUCUACCCAAACGUCAAACCAAUUUGCGACAAGAAUGCGAGGCUUCAAAGAACCACUCGGAGUUUUCUGCCACAUCACCGAUGAUCCUGUCACUGCCUCCUUGGCCCUGUGACCGUCUCCAGGGCAGCUGUAUUGCCAACAAUUCGAAAGGAAACUUUUGCUUCCGCUGCGGACAGCCCCUUUAAUCUACAUCAACGGCUGCACGCAUAAGGGGUGGUUUGAAUGGGAUUCUGAAGAAAUCCUUUUCCCCAGAUCUUGCAAUCUGAUUUCACAUGCCACGGAUUCCUUCUUUUCCAUGUUGAUUCUCUGGGUUGUGCUUGCAGAUGGGGUCUUUGUGCCGUUGGUGACCAGCACUAGCUAAUGCUCACAAGGUCUAUAUUUCUCCGAGCUCCUCUCGGCCACAGUGCGAACCAUGCUGUCGGGGAACGGGGCCGCUAUUCGGGCUCACAAAGGACUAAAUGGUUUCAUUUCGUCGGUGAGAGAGUGUGGUGAUCAAUACCGAGCAGGCCAAUACCUAGCUCAUUAUCUGAUUGCUGGGGCAUCGAAGCUUGGGCAAGCUAGUUGUGCCUUUUAUUCUAUCUUCGGAGAAAAGAAGCGGCCGGUUUGUGAUGUCUUUCAUGUAUUGUCUAUACUUGUCACAAGACGAACGCAAAGGAGAGACACAGAGAGAGGGAAAAACCCAUGCCAAUUCCGUCCGUCCGGGACUCAUUCGGUCAUGGAGUGGCAGGGCAAGGCAAGGCUAGGCAAGGUCAAGCAAGGCCAUGGGAUGUUGCCAGCGGCACUUCCCUCGAAAGUCAAGGAGCAGCGGAGAGAUGUGUCCCACCUUCUUGCAUCAUUCCGGCUGCUCACCUUGGGGAAAUAGCAGUUUCUAUAGCCGAGUGGGGACAACGAUCACUCUCCCUUGCAUGACAUAGCAAGACUUGCUCUCACACCAUCC